This is a messenger RNA of Gopherus flavomarginatus (Mexican gopher tortoise), 492 nucleotides long. Its product is annotated as zinc finger protein 707-like. The record is from RefSeq and is a predicted model, not a curated record. Gene Ontology annotation, biological process: regulation of DNA-templated transcription. Lineage: Eukaryota; Metazoa; Chordata; Testudines; Testudinidae. The coding region runs from base 24 to 257 and encodes 77 amino acids. The transcript has 3 exons.
UGCUGGGCCAGAGAAUAACAUCCAUGUUUCGCUGCAGAUCAUCUCGUCCUCCCAGGGGCAAGGAAAUGGCUGCAAUGGAGCUGGCUCAGGGGCCGGUGACCUUCGAGGAGGUGGCUGUGUAUUUCUCCAGGGAAGAGGGGACUCUGCUGGACCCCACUCAGAGAGCCCUCUACAGAGAUGUCAUGCAGGGGAACUAUGAGACGAUGGUCUUGCUGGGUAAGGAUUCCUGUCCCUUCUGUUCUUGGAAGGGGAAAUGAAGAGUGAAGGUUCAUGCCACCCCCACAAUGCCAUCUGUACCCUGUCCUGUUUCAGCAUCACCCCAAUAGGCCAGUAACAUACAUACUACCAGAGACCCUCCUCUGCUGCAGAACACUUUGGGAACAGAGCACAGGAGCAGCAUCACACAAUGUCAAAUAUCUCCUCUUUACUCAAGUAAAACUGGGGUUAGGUCCAGCAUAAUGAACAGAAGCUUCCUACCCCCAGCCUUCUCUC